AUGGAGAUUCAUUUCAUUUAUGUUUCAUUCUUGCUUUCCUUUUUCCUCCUCUUAGUUAUUUUCGUUCGAAAAUCGAAAAAAAGUAACCAAAAAUUGCCACCAGGUCCAUGGAAAUUGCCUGUUAUUGGAAGCAUGCAUCACCUUAUUGGAGCACUUCCACAUCAUGUUCUUAGAAAUUUAUCCAAAAAAUAUGGACCUCUAAUGCACCUGAAGUUAGGGGAAAUUGAUGCAGUUAUUGUAUCAUCUCCACAUAUGGCAAAACAAGUACUAAAAGUUCAUGACCUUUCUUUUGCAGCAAGGCCAGAGCUUAUGGCAUCUGAUAUAGUCUUUUAUAGUCAAAAAGACAUUGUAUUUGCAAAAUAUGGUGAUUACUGGAAACAAAUGCGUAAAAUAUGCAUUUCAGAGUUACUUAGUGCAAAGAUGGUCAAGUCGUUUAGUUUAAUUCGGCAAGAUGCGGUUCAUGAUCUUGUUGCAUCUAUUGGUUCUACUCCAAAUGUUGUGGUUAAUAUGUCUGAAAAGGUUCUUAGACUUACUAGCUCUGUUAUAUGUAGAUCAGCUUUUGGAAAAGUAUGGGAUGAUAGAGAUAAUUUGUUGAUGUUGAUGAGGGAAGUACUAUCCUUAUCUGGCGGAUUUGAUAUGGCUGAUUUCUUUCCUUCUUGGACAUUACUUCAUGGAAUUGGUGGAAUGAGAAACAGAUUGAAGAGUUUACAUCAGAAGAUUGAUGUAAUUUUAGAGAAAAUAAUUCAUGAACAUAAAGAGAAUCGAGCAAAUGGAAAAGAGGGAAAUAGUGAGUUUGGGGGUGAAGAUUUGAUUGACGUUUUGCUCAGAGUUAUGGAGAAUGGUGAACUUCAAUUUCCAAUCACAAACGACAGCGUCAAGGCAAUCGUUCUAGACUUGUUCUUUGGGGGAACUGAAACUUCGUCAGUAAUAAUACAAUGGGCGUUGUCUGAACUGAUGAAGAACCCAAAGGUGAUGGCCAAAGCACAAGCAGAAGUGAGAUGUGUCUGUACAGGGAAGAAAGAUUUGAAUGACAAUGAUGUCGAAGAGUUGAAGUAUCUGAAGUUAGUGAUUAAUGAAACACUACGAUUACACCCUGCAUCUCCUCUUUUAGGCCUUAGGCAAUGCAGGGAGGAAACAAUAAUUGAUGGCUACACUAUUCCUCUUAAAUCCCAAGUGGUUGUUAAUGGUUGGGCUAUUGCAAGAGAUCCUGAAAGUUGGGACGACCCUGAAACUUUUGUGCCAGAGAGAUUUGAAAACAGUUGUGUGGAUUUUAAUGGAAAUCAUUUUCAAUAUAUUCCGUUUGGUGCAGGAAGCAGGAUGUGUCCAGGAAUGCAUUUUGGUUUAGCUAAUGUUGUGUAUCCUCUAGCACAGUUGCUUUAUCACUUCGAUUGGAAACUUCCUUAUGGGCAACAACCGGAGGAUCUGGAUAUGACUGAAACACUUGGAAUAUCUGCAACUAGAAAGAAUGAUCUUCACUUGAUUGCCAUUUCACAUGAUUAAAAAUGUCAUUAUCAUAUAUAUAGUUUAAUGAUGCUUAGUUUCUUAUUCAGACUCUAUGUAAAGUUGUAUUUCAAUCUUUCUAAGUGCAUAAUUGAUCUUGGUUGGAAUUAUACAGAAAUACU
Molecule: messenger RNA, 1622 nt
Organism: Solanum verrucosum
Lineage: Eukaryota; Viridiplantae; Streptophyta; Magnoliopsida; Solanales; Solanaceae
Product: premnaspirodiene oxygenase-like
Exons: 2
Coding region: 1-1500 (499 amino acids)
Molecular function (GO): iron ion binding; oxidoreductase activity, acting on paired donors, with incorporation or reduction of molecular oxygen; heme binding
Source: RefSeq, a predicted model, not a curated record